CUAUGUGUUACCUGGGUGGGAGGGAUCUGCCGGGGACUCGAGGAUAUUGCGAGACGCACUCAGUAGACCACUUGGCUUCAAAGUACCAAGAGGACAAUACUAUUUGUGCGACAACGGGUAUGCGAAUAGUGAAGGCUUUAUCACUCCAUACAAAGGAGUUAGAUACCAUUUGAAAGAAUGGGGACCCUCUUGUGAAGCCCCUCAGACACCGGCAGAAUUGUUCAACAUGCGCCAUACCAAGGCUCGGAACAUCAUAGAGCGAGCCUUUGCUGUGAUGAAAAUGCGCUGGGGGAUUCUUCGCAGUGCAAGCUUUUAUCCUAUAGAUGUGCAAACAGAUCUUAUCAAUGCUUGUUUUUUGAUCCACAAUUUCAUUCGCAGUCAAAUGGAGAUUGAUCCUCUCGAAGUGCAAAUGGAUAGCCAAGGGGAUGAUGGCAGUCGAUCUGAUCCUGAUGAUGAUCGAGUGGAUUUCAUACAGAGCAUCGAACCUACCACCGCAUGGGCUAAGAAGAGAGACGAUUUAGCAGCUGAAAUGUGGCUUGAUUUCAGUUCAUAA
Messenger RNA from Salvia hispanica, 553 nucleotides. The record is from RefSeq and is a predicted model, not a curated record. Lineage: Eukaryota; Viridiplantae; Streptophyta; Magnoliopsida; Lamiales; Lamiaceae.